ACGUGGUCUUCGCGAUAUUUCCUGAGACCUUUCGGCAUCGUCUGUCUGUACUUCUUUAUCCUGCAGUUCUCGGGCAACAAUGCAAUGACUUUCUACUGUGUCGAGCUGUUGGCAAACAUCUCGGACCCGGCGUACGCGUAUCUCAUAACACUUAUCAUCGAUGCGAUUCGUCUGAUAUUCACUGUUUUCGUGAGCAUUCUUUUGAAAACAUGCCGCAGACGCACCUUGACGUUUAUAUCCGGCUUUGGCGUAGCUAUUAGCAUGCUAUCUUUGAGUGUGUGCUUGAUAUUUGAUAUUGGAAAACCCUGGAGUUCCGUAGUUUUACUCAUUACUUACAUCGUAUUGCUGUCACUGGGAGUGAUCCCCCUACCUUGGUUGAUUUGCGGUGAACUGUUCUCGAGGAAGUAUCGUGGGCUCGGCUCUGGAAUAACGUCCAGCUUCAACUUUAUGUGUUUCUUUGUGGUGAUCAAGACGAUGCCGCUUAUGAUGAAAAAUAUUAAGCCUGAAGGUACAUUCGCCGUUUACGGGUUCUUGACGUUGAUCGGGUGCAGUAUUUUAUACUUUGUUCUUCCGGAAACUAAGGACAAAACCUUGCAGGAAAUUCAGAAAUAUUUUGACAAGAAAUCUCACACACCGAAAACAGAAGAUGUGAAUGUGCCGCAUCAAGAGUGUGUUUCUUCGGAGAAAAACGAAUUGGAUAAGAAAAUGCCGCUUGAUAAAUAGCGAUCACUUAAUGAAUGGGUUACAGAAUACCUCUAAUAUGUAGAUACAUGUUAGUAUACAUCAUAAUAUAUUUAUAUAUUAUGAAGAUUCAUAAUUUAUGAAUAUAUUAUGAUAAUUUGUAUUAAUAUAAGUACUUUGAAUUAAUAUAUUCGUAUUAAUAUACGACGUUCGAAUAGAGAGUAGAUUUUAUUUUAGGACGGAAUUGUUUCAUUAGCCACUUUCUUACAAGUAUGAUAUGCUGUAUUGAUAUACAUACUGUAUUAGCAUGAUAAAGUAGAGGUCUGUGUCACACAUUACGUUUUCUCUUUCUUUUUAAAAAAUGUAUAUGAUUUGUAAAUUGAGACUCGAACGUUGAGACUUAACUUUAGCGACGAUGAUGUAUUUGACGGUAAUUGUACGCGCGAAACUGUGUAUCUUUACGCGAGCCGGCGUGUCGCAAGCUUUGUCUACUCGACAUUAUCAAAUUUCAAUAACGGCAAAACCAAUCAACUUCUAAGUAGGUUCAAUCGAUAGCUUAUGUUUCAAUUGCA
Molecule: messenger RNA, 1253 nt
Organism: Wasmannia auropunctata (little fire ant)
Lineage: Eukaryota; Metazoa; Arthropoda; Insecta; Hymenoptera; Formicidae
Product: facilitated trehalose transporter Tret1-like
Exons: 1
Biological process (GO): transmembrane transport
Cellular component (GO): membrane
Molecular function (GO): transmembrane transporter activity
Source: RefSeq, a predicted model, not a curated record